CCACGUGAGGGUUGGAGUGAUCGCGUCACCAUGCCUAAAGUGCUGAAAGGAAAAAAUACAGGACGGGAAAAGGUCAUCCAUCCGUACAGCAGGAAGGCUGCUCAGAUCAGCCGGGAGGCCCACCGGCUAGACAAGAAGGAGAGAUUGAAGAAUGACAAGGCUUUGCGUCUGAACCUGAUUGGGGAGAAGCUGCAGUGGUUUCAGAGUCACCUUGAGCCCCGGAAGAAGAGCUAUUCGAAGAAGGAUGCCUGUGACUUGAUUGAAAGGUACUUAAAUCGAUUCAGCAGUGAGCUGGAGCAGAUUGAGUUACAUAACAGCAUCAAAGACAGGCAGGGAAGGCGCCACUUCUCCCGGGAGGCCGCCAUCAAGCAGACGCUGGGGCGAGAGCGGCAGCAGUACGAGAGCUACGGCCUGGAGAUUCCAGACAUUUUAAAUGCAGAUAACCUGAAGACAUUCAGGGAAUGGGACUUUGACCUGAAGAAGUUGCCGAACAUUAAGAUGAGAAAAAUUUGUGCCAGUGACGCCAUUCCCAAGAAGUGCAAGAAGGCGGCGACUGUGACCGUGGGUGAGAGGUUGGAUGGAGGCUUAGGAGCGCUGGAGCUGAGGGAGGAGUCGAGUGACACGGACGAGGAAAUGACCGCAGUGGCCUAG
Molecule: messenger RNA, 651 nt
Organism: Ochotona princeps (American pika)
Lineage: Eukaryota; Metazoa; Chordata; Mammalia; Lagomorpha; Ochotonidae
Gene: TMA16
Product: translation machinery associated 16 homolog
Exons: 7
Coding region: 31-651 (206 amino acids)
Cellular component (GO): nucleus
Source: RefSeq, a predicted model, not a curated record